Messenger RNA from Uloborus diversus, 1006 nucleotides. Its product is annotated as heat shock protein beta-1-like. Bases 174 to 713 code for a protein of 179 amino acids. The record is from RefSeq and is a predicted model, not a curated record. Gene Ontology annotation, molecular function: protein folding chaperone. The transcript is spliced from 3 exons. Lineage: Eukaryota; Metazoa; Arthropoda; Arachnida; Araneae; Uloboridae. Gene Ontology annotation, biological process: protein refolding; response to heat.
GUUUCAUCAGAGGGAGAAAGUGAAAUUGCGUAGGGAGCGUGGUGUGUUCCUAUUUCUAACCCGUGGGAGUGCACCAUUCAGAGUUCAGCUUUCCUCGACUGCAGAACUGUGAAUUUGUUCCUCGUCUGCUUUGAUAUUGUGGUUUAUUAUUAGCUUGCACAAAUCCCUUCAGAAUGUCUUUUGAACGCCGUCUGCCCCUUCUCCGCACGGAUUUCAGUGUGGUCGACAGGGAAUUCAGUUCCAUCAGAGAAAAGUUCGACCAAGAGAUGCGCCUCAUGGAGGAAGAGAUGAACCGAUUCCGAUCGCAGUUACUAGACCGCGAGGCACCCCCUCGAAUCCAGAGCCACACAACAUCGAGUGACGGCGCCACGCACAGAACAGAAGUGCGAACCUGGUUGGACGGCCUCAGUUCACCUCUCAUACAGGACUCCGAUGACGGGAAAAAAUUGCGACUCAGAUUUGAUGUCAGUCAAUAUCAGCCAGAAGAGAUUGUGGUGAAAACAGUAGACAAUAAGCUUCAGGUGCAAGCAAAGCAUGAAGAGAAGUCAGACACCAAAUCUGUUUAUCGUGAGUACAACAGAGAAUUCCUCCUCCCUAAAGGAACCAACCCAGAAAUGAUCAAAUCUUCUUUGUCAACAGAUGGAGUACUCACAGUUGAAGCGCCACUUCCAGCUCUGGAGGGAAUACAUAUGAUCCCAAUAGAAAACAAAUGAACACUCAAUCUUACUCAACAUUUAGAACAAUAUGUGGUCUAUAAAAUUCAUGGUGUAACCUCUCGAAUAAACAUUCAUGGUGUAAUUCUCUUUACUCUGUCGAGAAAUAUGUUUUUAUGAACAUUAAAGUUAAUUAUUUUUUUCAUAUUCCAGAAAAUUUCCCCCAAGAAGAAAUACACAAAUGUGCUGAAUGUAUUAUAUUUCUGAAAAAGCUAAUUUCAUAAUAUUCUUUAAUACUCCAACUAUUCUUAUCACUUUUACUUGUUGCAGUAAUAAAAGAAUUUAAUAUCAAA